CUUCCUCUGAAAUAUCAUGUGAGGCUCAUCCCAACAUGCUUCUUCUUAUUCUCUGUCAUGAUACAAGCUGACUCAACUCUUCAAAUAUGGACUACAGCAACACUACACAGACGGAACCAAAAAACAGCACGAAUGUCAGCAGCAUGUUCACACAUCUGGUUCUGCCUGUGCUCUACAGCAUCAUCUGCGCUUGUGCCUUCAUUCUCAACGGACUCGCUGCUUGGAUCUUCUUUAGGGUUCCCAGCUCCUCAGCCUUAGUAGUUUACCUAAAAAACAUGGUGGUGGCAGAUGUUCUGAUGUUGUUUACCUACCCGUGGCGUGUGGUGGGCGACCUUGGUUAUGGCGGCUUGCAGUUGAAGCUGAUAGUUUGCCGCUACACAGCUGUGCUUUUCUACCUCUGCAUGUACACAGGAAUAAUCUUCAUGAGCCUCAUCAGCUUUGAACGUUACUUCAAAAUCGUGCGCAGCACCUCUGGUGUGUCUUCUUUUCUGCAGCGUGUUCCAGUAGCAAAGGCUCUCGCGCUGCUAACUUGGGCCGUCAUGAUGUUCUUCAUGCUGCCGAACGCCAUAUUAAGCAACCAGCCAAUGCCUAAGGUUUUCUCCUGCAUGGAUCUCAAGAGCAACCUAGGUCAGCGCUGGCAUGAAAUUUCAGCCCACUUUAAUGUUGGAAUUUUCUGGGUGGCGUUUCUGCUUAUGGUGUUUUGCUACACUUCCAUCGCCUGUCACGUGUACCGCUCUUACAGACGCGUGCAGCGGGACAGCAGCGAGGCGGGACGGCGGUCAAAUCGAAGCAUCUUCAGCUUGCUGGCCGUGUUUGUCCUGUGCUUUGUUCCCUACCACAUUUGUCGCGUGCCCUACACACUCAGCCAAAGGCACAAGGAUGGUAUUAACGCCCACACCCGUUUCAUUCUCUUUCAGGUGAAAGAAGGUACUCUUUUCCUGACUGCCCUUAAUGUGUGUCUGGAUCCUGUCAUCUACUUUUUCAUGUGCAGGACAUUCAGAGAGUCACUUUUGCAGAAGAUGUCAUCAGUAAAACGUGAAAACAGGAGGCCUUCAAUAGGCACUGGGCUCAGUAUCAGCAAUCUGUAAAGAUUGAGCAAGAAAGUAAAACAAGCAUUAGCAAUUUGCAAGAUGGAAAAGAUAUUUAGAUUUUAAAACCCACAUACCUAGCUGUGGUUUUCUUGCAUGUGAAAAUGCAGAAUGAAGAGAUGGAAUGAUAGAAGGUCAAAACGACAUGGUGUUUUCCAGACAAAAACCCAGAGUCAACCACAACAUAACCAUUUACUGAAGAAAAGUCAGCCUUUAACUGGAGAGUUUAGCUAUAAAUAGAAAUUCUGACAUGACAUUUUCAACCUCAUCUCAAAUGUUGCAAAAGUGAGUUUUUGCAGUGAUGCAGUGAGAGCCAUUUUUGGUUACCUGAUGAACGUUUCAGUGAACAGUUCUAAAAAACAUUUUUUUGUUGUUUUUAAUGAAAUUAAAAACGUUUUGUAUUAUAAAGAACCUUUUGUGUAAUAUACACAUUCCAUGGAUGUUAAAGGUUCUUCAUAGGACCAUAGAUUUUGUGUACUUCCUUCUGUGGAAUAUAAAUGGUUAAACUUUGAAGACUAUUCAAGACAUUCUUUUUAAUACAUUAAACAUGAAUGAGAACUGAUGGUAUCUCCAAAAGGACAAAGAAGCUACAUUAAAUUAAGUCCAUAUGACUGUAAUGCAGUUCAAAACACAAGUCUUUAAUUCACAGAAAAUCUUUCUUUAAGUUCUAAAAAUAAAAUAUGGCCUCAUUACAAGAUGAUGGCAUCAUUAUAUGAGAUAAAUAUUUAGACAUGAGUAAUGAAAGAGCAUUUAGACAUGAUAUAUUUAGACAGUGCGGUUGAUUGUUUAUAGUUUGUUUCAGAGGAAGAGGGGAAGAUUAUGGUGAAUAACACCUUAUAUUAUAUGGAAAAGAGCUGCCAAAAUAAUUCUUUAAAAAUUCUGAUCAUAAAAAAUAUUAUAUAGGUUAGAAACAGUAUGACAUUUUGCUUGAUCUGUUCCUUUAAAUUUGCAUUGAACACAAUCCCACACACUUCACACUUCUGUUAUUUACAUGGUAAGCCUCAGAAGCACUGCAAAGAUUGUUUAUUUUCCCCCCACCACAAUGGUGGAUGCCUAUUGGCUCUAGAAAGACAGGAUGUGUUUAGAUAUCACACUUGAUGCAGAAACCAUUUCCAUGGGUUUUACCCUGCAAGGGGCCAUACAGACCAUAACUCUAGUGCUUUCACACACUCACAUUCUCCUUUCACAUACAUAUAUUUCUAUUUUUCAUACAUUCACCAUUCAGAUACAUGCAUUUCAAGUCUGUCACACACACACACAUAUAUAUAUAUAUAUAUAUUAUUUCUCUCUCUCUCUCUCUCUCUCUCUCUCUCUCUCACACACACACACACACACACACACACACACAAACAUAUGUUUACAAGCCUGCUUAAUCAAUUGCCAAAGAAGAAUGUCAAAAUUAUUCAGGAAAAUAAGAAUUUCUUAUCAAAGUGAUAAAAUGUUGUGUUGCAAAAAUGAGUACACCCUCUUGAAAGUUACUAAAUAAAACAAACAAACACAUAAACUAAUAAUAAUAAUACUAAUAACAAAAAAAUGUGUAGGUUUAAGGCAGUUUUUUGAUUGACAGGUAAAUAUAUUAAACCAAAACAUUUAAAGACAAAUAAUUAAAAAUGUUAUGUAGCCUACUGAAUCAUACUCAGACUUAAUGCUGGCAACAAUGGAACCACUUUGAAAAGAACUGCCAGGAGGUUUAUUUCUUAGCAUAAAAGUGGACAAUGGCACUAGAGGAAGCAUAAAAAUAUAGCAGAAGUAACACCGACAUUCAAAAACCAUAUACAAGGCUUGUGAAAUGAUCAGUUCUUCACUUUAAGUUUUCAUUUAGUGAUGAAUGAAUUUUUGUUAGAAAAACAGCUGAAGAAAUACCAUGCAAGGGUCUCAGAGCCAGCAACAGCUAUGAAAAGAGUGACACUUUAUCUCACAGAGUAUGAAGCAGCCUGCAGAAGUGACAUGCAUGGUUGUUGUCACCACUAGAAUUACCUACUGUAGCCAAAGCACAAUAAACUCAUUUAACCUCUUCCAAGGCCCAUAUUUACAAAAUAUAGACUUCCAAUUAUUUUACAUCCCAAAUGUUCUGGUGUUGCUAGAGGAGGAGUACAGUGAGAAGUGCCUGGUUCCCACAGUGGCGUUCAGUGAUAGUAAAGUUCUUCUAUAGGGAUGUAUGAGAGCUGAAGGUGUGAGGGAGCUGUGCUUUAUCAAUGCUGUGAUGAAUUCACACACCACUGUGUGAUAUAAUACAAAAAUGAAACGAAAACUCAAAACUUCACUUAACUAAAUGAGAACAUGCGACAGAUGAUUCUAAACAAGCGUGCAAAGCUUUAUGGAGAUCAGACUAUAGGUAGUGCUAUUACAGUUAAAAAACCUAAAAAAUGUGUUUCCUUACUAAACUGCCUGUAUUUGCUGUAAAAGGUCUUUGCCAUUACAUUCUUUUCAUUUGCAUUCUUGCUAAAUAAAACAUAAUCAGCAACCUAUAUCUCAAAGCUAUGACAAAGUUAUCCUGCUCAUUUUCUCUCUUAAUCAAAGGAAAAUUUCUGAAGAAAAUUCAGCAUAUUUAAUUUUUCUUUUCGUAAUUUAAAAUGCCAUUUAGUAUUUAGGUGCUAAUAUACAACAUUUUAUGUACAAGAAGUAAAUUGUGUUUUUGUGAAGACCUCUGAAUGGUGUAAAAUGAGAUGAA
This is a messenger RNA of Labeo rohita (rohu), 3759 nucleotides long. Its product is annotated as P2Y purinoceptor 14-like. The record is from RefSeq and is a predicted model, not a curated record. The transcript has 2 exons. Gene Ontology annotation, molecular function: G protein-coupled purinergic nucleotide receptor activity. Gene Ontology annotation, biological process: G protein-coupled receptor signaling pathway. Gene Ontology annotation, cellular component: membrane. NCBI's taxonomy places the organism in Eukaryota, Metazoa, Chordata, Actinopteri, Cypriniformes, Cyprinidae. The coding region runs from base 87 to 1088 and encodes 333 amino acids.